AUGAAGAAGAGGGUGUUGGCAAAUAUGGUAUUGUCAUGGAAACUGAUGAUUGAAGGAAAUGAUGAAAAAGCAAGAGCUGAUGGCAAUAGGGGUAGGGUGGCAUCAAAUGUGGGCUGCUCAGUUUUACAGCGUAAGAAACUACAUCAAUGUUUGACAUCAGGGAGAUUGGGGGCUACUAUUACAAAUCCUGAUGCUAUUGUUGUGGAUAUCGAGGGGGCUUGCUCAUUUUUGGGUGAACCAUUAAAGGAGUCUGAGAAUCCUCCUGAUCUGUUGAAAUUUGCAGAAGCUUGUGGAAUUCCUGCUGCCCGUGUAACAAGAAAGGAUGAUCUGGGGAAAAUCCAGAAAAUGCUACACUCCUGGACCUUGCAUGUUGGAUGUGAUGAUAUAUAA
Dovyalis caffra is the source of this 390-nucleotide messenger RNA. The record is from the annotation of a GenBank genome assembly. Lineage: Eukaryota; Viridiplantae; Streptophyta; Magnoliopsida; Malpighiales; Salicaceae.